Messenger RNA from Papaver somniferum (opium poppy), 2790 nucleotides. RefSeq names its product MACPF domain-containing protein At4g24290-like. The record is from RefSeq and is a predicted model, not a curated record. Gene Ontology annotation, biological process: plant-type hypersensitive response; regulation of salicylic acid mediated signaling pathway. Gene Ontology annotation, cellular component: plasma membrane. The transcript has 7 exons. Lineage: Eukaryota; Viridiplantae; Streptophyta; Magnoliopsida; Ranunculales; Papaveraceae. The coding region runs from base 588 to 2405 and encodes 605 amino acids.
AUCAAAGGAUGAUUUUUGGCACGGUUUUUCUUCAACCAUUAUUGUAUAUUUUUUAAUACAGAACAUAGUUGGUGGCGCUGAGGAGGAAGGAAGAAUUGUUUUGAUUACAUUGAUUAAGACAAAAAGGUCUGACCACUUGACUUUUCUUCUCUGUAUUACACUUACCACCACCACCAUAUAUUAAAUAUAAUACAAUCCGAACACUAGACUUUUUCUUUUCUUUUUUCCUCUUUUCAUUCCUCCUCCUCGUCCAUACCAUUUAUCAUCUUCUUCUCUUCUCCUUUCUAGGGUUUCAUUUCUCUGUGUGUGUUAGAUUUUUUCUUCCAGAGACCGAAAACAACCGUAAAUCUAGGGUUUUCUUCUGUUUUCGAACAAGUAGUGGGAAUAAUUUUAUUCGUCUAGAUCUUAUUAUUUCUCGAAAUCAAGGACUGGAAAAAUUGGGGAUUUGGUCAGUUUAGGUUAUUGUGCAUGAUUUAACUUUGAAUUCUGAGAUUCUUUCUUUUACUAUAUUGGUAUGAACUUAUAAGGAGGAGGAGGAGGAGGAGAUAUCGAUGCUGGUUUAGUUUAGGUGGGUAGCUAAGCUAGAAAUGGCUUUGAAGGUAUCACCAUUAAAAGCAGCUGAAAUAGCUAUACAAUCAAUUGGAUUAGGUUAUGAUAUAGCUAUAGAUCUUAGACUUAAGUAUUGUAAAAGAGAUAGUAGUAGUAGUAAUUCUGAUGAUUCCAGAUUAAUUGAUAUUGAUGAAGAUCAAGGUAGAGAGAUUGUUCUUCCUGGUGGUAUAUCAAUUCCAAGUGUUUCUAAGUCUAUUAAGUGUGAUAAAGGAGAAAGAAUGCGAUUUAGUUCUGAUGUUCUCUCUUUUCAACAGAUGUCUGAGCAGUUCAACCAGGAAAUAUUUCUAUCUGGUAAAAUCCCCUCAGGCAUAUUCAAUUCGAUGUUCGAGUAUUCGGGUUGCUGGCAGAAAGACGCAGCCAAUACAAAAACACUUGCCUUUGAUGGUUGGUUCAUUACAUUGUAUACGGUUGCACUUGCAAAAUCCCAACCAGUACUGCGUGAUCAUGUCAGACAAGCCGUUCCAUCAUCGUGGGAUCCUGCUGCAUUGGCAAGGUUCAUCGAAAAGUUCGGCACCCAUAUUAUUGUUGGUGUCAAAAUGGGAGGGAAGGAUGUGAUAUAUUUAAAGCAGCAACAUUCGUCAAAUCUUCAACCUGCCGAGGUGCAGAAAAGGUUAAAGGAGAUGGCUGACAAGAGAUUUAGGGAUACUAACGGGCAAUUCGGGGAUGCUGGAGAAGUUUAUGACAAAGGCAAGUUUGGAAUCAAGGAGCAACGGCUUAGGUUUGUUGAUACCAGCCCAUCAAGCUCUUACGCACACAAGGAGGAUAUUGUAAAUAUUCCCAAGAGGAGGGGAGGAAGCGAUAACAAGAAUCUGACACACAGUGAGUGGAUACACACCGUUCAAGUUGAGCCUGACGUGAUCUCAAUGUCUUUUGUUCCAAUUACUUCUCUUCUGAAUGGGAUACCUGGGAGUGGAUUCUUGAGCCAUGCGAUCAACCUUUAUCUGCGAUAUAAACCGCCAAUUGAAGAACUCCAUCAGUUUUUGGAAUUUCAACUGCCACGACAAUGGGCACCAGUGUUCAGUGAGCUUCCUCUUGGGCCACAGCGGAAGCAACAAAGCACCUCAUCUCUACAAUUCAGCUUCAUGGGUCCCAGGCUUUAUGUUAACACUAGUCUGGUUGAUGUGGGUAAGAGGCCAGUUACUGGCCUUCGGCUUUAUCUGGAAGGGAAAAGAAGUAAUCGGUUAGCAAUUCACAUGCAGCAUCUCUCUUCUCUGCCCAAAGUCUUUCAGUUACAUGAUGAUCCUGAUGAAAACUCCCAGCGUCAGGCAUAUGACCGCAAGUACUACGAGAAAGUCCAGUGGAAGAACUUCUCUCACGUUUGCACUGCUCCAGUUGAAUCUGAUGAGGACCUAUCAAUUGUCACAGGGGCCUACUUCCAAGUAGGUGACUAUGGCCUGAAGAAAAUUCUUUUUUUGCGUCUUCGCUUCGCCACAGUUUCUGGUGCCACUAUAGUCAGGAAGCCCGAGUGGGAUGGGUCCCCUGGUCUGGCCCAGAAAUCUGGAAUGAUUUCCUCCCUGAUCAGCUCUCACUUCACAACCGUGCAAAAAGCACCCCCACGUCCAGCUGAUGUGAAUAUUAAUUCAGCCAUUUACCCUGGUGGUCCGCCAGUCCCUGUAACGGCUCCGAAGCUACUGAAGUUUGUGGACACAACAGAGAUGACAAGAGGACCGCAGGACACACCUGGUUAUUGGGUUGUUUCUGGAGCUAGACUUCUGGUGGAGAGAGGUAAAAUCUCACUCCGUGUCAAGUAUUCUCUGUUGACUGUGAUGUUACCCGAUGAUGAUUUGUCGGAGUAGAGCUUGAAACGGGGAUGGAAUAGAAAGAAGAAAGAAAGAAAUGCAAAUACAAAAAUAGUAGAAAAACAAAAUGGAAAGAAGAAAACCCUUGAUAAUGAUCUCUGGUAUGUGUUUUAGCAACAGAAAAAAGUGAACAGAAAAGAACCCUAGCUUGUAGCUAUGUUGAAUGAAACAUUACAAAAAAAAGUGGAUUAAUGAUGAAAGUCCUAAUAGUGAUGGAUAUACAUACUGGCCAGAUGGAGAAGGGAUUGUUGUCAUUGUUGAGAUGAUUUGUAUGUAUUAUAUGUUGGUUGGUCCUUAUAAUCUGUAUUUCUCUUUGUAGAUUAUAUAAAUGUUACUGCCAUUAUAACAUUUCUGCAGUUGAAAAGCAAUUUCGAGUGCUUCA